This is a messenger RNA of Penicillium alfredii, 588 nucleotides long. RefSeq lists its product as uncharacterized. The record is from RefSeq and is a predicted model, not a curated record. NCBI's taxonomy places the organism in Eukaryota, Fungi, Ascomycota, Eurotiomycetes, Eurotiales, Aspergillaceae. The transcript has 2 exons. The annotation marks the transcript as partial.
GACCGACUCGGCCUCACCAUUGCUCCCAGCCAGAUUCGCUUAAGGCCUGCAGCGGAGGACGGCUACGCCUGGUCUGCUACCGAGGCCAAUGCGUGGAUGUUGCAAUCAAACUUGAGCAAUGGCACGGUUGGCCUGUAUCGAGCCAUAUGUGAAGCGCUCGGUCAAUCACUCGAGGCUGUUACACCGCAGGUCUUGCAGGAGCCUCGAUCGAGUCGAGGUGCCAGUGCAGGUGAAGAGGCCGGCGAGUUGCUGAUCUACGGGAUGAACAUCCAGCAGGCACACUGCCGCGACCAUGAGAACGAAUCUUUCACAGGAACCAUUCGCCGACUAGAGCGCGAAAGCCGCGACCUGAGUGCUGAGCUUGAUCGUACCCAAGUCCGUCUAGAAGAGGUCUCGAGCGAACGUCGUCAAUGUCAGGCGAAGAUCAGACAUUUCCAGGAAGAGCUGGAGCGCAGCCAAAUUUUGGCGAGCCAGCUGCGAAGCGAACUCGCGGAACUGAGAGCGGGUACUAUGGAAGCCAUGCAGGUGUUGCAGAAACACCAGCACCACGAAAGGGAGGUACCCGGUCCGCACGAGGACGAGCCCUAG